AUAGACAGGCAACACGUCGGACGUGGUUGACGACAGGCCCUCAGAUUGUUGGCUCACAAAAACUUGAAUCUAAAUAAUGGAAAAUAAACACUUUAAAAAGACCGGCUUCAAAAUAGGAUAGUUAAAAAUAUUUUCCCUUUUGUAUGCGCCAGCAACUGAUAUGUUUGAAGUCGGUGCCAAACCCAAUUUUGAGAAGGCAGGAGGUCCAUAGCCAAGAGGUCUGACUGCUAGGUAUAUCUGAGUAUCUGACUAAUCAAACAAAGCAGCGAGUCGCUCGGACUGGCCUGCGUAAAGGAUCAACUUUCUUUCAAUAUAUUGAGUCGACUUAAUUUCCUCCCAGUCUCCAGUUCUCCGCGGCCCUUUGCGCUCGCGUCGUUUUUCAUACGUACGUAUUUAUGUAGACCAGUUUGUCUACACUUAUAGGUUCAACUUACUCACUAACUUCAGUUUGAGGAACAUCAGUUUAAGAAAACGCCAUGGACGAACUUAUAAUUGAAACUAGAAAUGAUAAUCAAGAAAGCGAAAAAUUUAAGAAUAAAGAGCCUAUUGUACUUGUACCGAUUAUAUGUCUGUCGUUGUUGCAAGGAAUUUCAUCCACUGUUGAUUUGAACACAAUACUUUUUGCUCGUGGAAAAGGUGACUAUUCUUGGAAAGCACUUGAAUAUUAUGGAAUAUUAAAUACAAUAGGUUUAAUACCAGGACUACUCCUAGUACCGUUCAUGAUAGACGUCCACGGACGCAAGCCUGCCUUCACACUGCUAUUUUUUCUCAGCCUGCUGUAUUUCAUUAUAAAUUACUUUCCAUAUCAACAGCCAUUGUCUGUAGUAGGCAAUCUUAUUGUAGCCAUAAUUAAGGGAGGAGUUAGGAUAAUAACCACUUUAGCUAUCUGUGAAUACUGUGGCCCGAAACAUAGGUUCGCUUACCUUGUUGCCGAUGAGACUGUAAAAAAUUUAAGUGCUAAAGUAACAAAUAUAUUAUAUACUACAGGAGUUUUUAAUGUAGCAUUACCAUACGUGUCAUCGGGUGCAGCUGUGAUAGCACUGACGUGCAUGGUAUCGGUGUACUGGUGGCCGGAAUCUCCAUACUGGUUGGCUAGCCAAGGGCGAGUAGAGCAAAGUAGAGCCUCGCUGCUGAGUCUGCGAGCGGAAAGCGAAACUCUUCUGUCUCUCUCUUCUUGUCGCAAUUCUCUCUGUCACAGUAGCGAAGUGUUCUUCUUCGGCAAAAUCAAUCUUAAUCACUUUAGACAAUGAUAAUGAAUCUGUAGAGCGCCAGUUUUCACACAAUACUUACAUAGCAUUAUUUAUUACAUUAUGUGGUAACAUAGCUAUUUCGCUUCUAUUAGUUCUAAUGUCGUAUAAAAUGAAGCGUAAGGUCGUUUAUCUUAUCGCUUCAGUUAUACCUUUGCUUCUAGUUUUAAUUUUAUCUGUUUGGGUUCAUAAAGCACAAACAAAUAAUAACGCCUUUGCAUUUCACGUGACAGUCUUGAUUUGUAACUGCUUUAUUGAUUGCGGUCCAUUUAGUCUCAGUCUCGCAUUAUGUAUUGAGGUCAUACCUCAAAAAUACUACACGUACAUUUCGUGCGUUUGUUCCCUCUACUUUUACCUUUCAGCCCUUUAUUUCCCUUUACUGUCUUUACAGUAUCGUUAUAGUUUUCCUUUAUAUAUUUCAUUGUACUUAUUUACCAGUCUGGCGCUAGUGGCGAUGAUGCUAAUACACUGGUUGUCACCAGAAACACGAGGCAUAAACUUAUUAAAAAUAGAAAAUAAAUACUUCCAUCGACAUAUUUCGAGAUUAUAAUUUAAAUACUGUAUAGUAUUCAGAAGCAUUUUAUUUAACAUGUCACUUCGGUACCGCGAAAUAUUUUUUUUCUAGGGGGUAAAUUUGCAUGUAUAAUUUGUUUCAUGAAUCGUCAAUACGAUUCAUGAAACCAAUUAUACAUGCAAUACAAAUGUAAAGACAGACGUGCUCAAGGCGAACUUUCGUCAGGAAGUGGUCUAAAUGCAUAUUCUAAGUCAUAAUUUUAGAGAAAACGCGUUUCGUCCAGCACAUGUUAACUGACAAUUUAUAAAUCCUAUACAUAAGUCUGCCAAUGGGAGUUAAAGAACUGCGACAGUUGACUGCUGCUAAAGUGGAGUUCAAUAGAAAAGACAAAUAAUGUGAACAAAUAUGACAGAUUUUGUUAGAAUUUGACGUAUAACCUAAAAGUUUUGCGAUGGAUGUGUUAAUUGAAAUAUUAAUAAUUAAUAUAAUUUUUACUCGACAUAAAUAAAAGUAGUACAUACACUGUUGAUAAAAUCAUGGUUGUCCACAAAAAGUGCAAAAUUAGUACGAAGAAAUGAAGGAAAAGUGGUUUGUUUACAUUAUUUGUAUUUUAUAUUGGACUCCACUUUACGUUAGUUUACUAGCACCUCUAUACCAAUUACGUUUAGGUUCAUUACUGUAAUAUGGAAGAGCGAGGUGUCCUGACACAGGUACACAAUACUUACUGGGAAGCUCGAUUAUUUGUUUAUCACCUAAGGUUGAAAUGAAAAUAAAUAUAUUUCAAAAUAUUAUACUAUGUAAAUAAAGAAAAUAAAAUAAAAA
Molecule: messenger RNA, 2583 nt
Organism: Cydia pomonella (codling moth)
Lineage: Eukaryota; Metazoa; Arthropoda; Insecta; Lepidoptera; Tortricidae
Product: solute carrier family 22 member 13-like
Exons: 3
Coding region: 477-1250 (257 amino acids)
Biological process (GO): transmembrane transport
Cellular component (GO): membrane
Molecular function (GO): transmembrane transporter activity
Source: RefSeq, a predicted model, not a curated record